GGCCACGGCUGGGCUGCGUCUCAACCGAGCUUGGUCCUUUCCUUUGGUCCCGCCCCGCUGCUCAGCGCGGAUUGGUGGCGGGGUACAAAUCUGGCGCUGAUUGGGCGGCGGUAGAGUCGCUCGUGAAGACUGUACGGUUCGGGUCCUCUAGAGUGCUAAAUUUAUCUUCAGACCAGCGACCGCGCCAGCCGCGAAUCGGAUAUCUAUGGAGAUGGCCUAGGCGGUAUCCCUGAGCUGAGAGCAUCACCCUGUCCCCGAAUCCUCCGUUUCUCUGUUUUGUUUUUCAUUCCCCUCCCCCUCCAGUCCACGACGACUGGCUGUUGACCCUGUUCAGGCCUCGGUGAAGGCUUUUGGUUACUCCCCUUCCCACCCCAUUCCUUAAUUUUAUUCUUUUGAAGAGUGCAUUUCAAGCUGCCAAGGUGGAGAGAGGGAUUACAGAAAGGAGAACACCUUAUUUCAGCUUUUAUUUUUAUGUGAUAAUCUACCUUUAAGAAAAGGUGUACCAUACCUGAGAGCACCAGGAAGUCGCAUGAGAGAUCACCUGAUACAUGAACGUAUGAUGUUCCAUCUGCGCAUUGAUGGAUAGGCAGCGUUUAGAAAUUAACUGAUGUGUUGCUGUAUAUCAUCUCUUUGAUGAUUGCUCGUCUUCUUUGUAUCCUGUCUUAAAGUUUCAUCACAUUUGCGAUACUCAAUGUCUGUUCUAAAUUAACCAUGUUUUGUACCACAAACUCAUUGUCCAUGGAUCUGUUGCUGAAACAAGGGAGUCUUAAACAAGAAGUGGAAUCUUUCUGUUAUCAGAUUGUGUCUGAAUCAAAUGAUCAGAAGGUUGGGAUAUUACAAAGUGAAGAUAAACAGCUGCAACCUUCAGUUUCUAAAAAAUCAGAAGGUGAGCUUUCCAGGAUCAAAUUUAUAUCCAAUUCCAACAAAAUAACAUUUAGUAAAAAACCAAAAAGAAGAAAAUAUGAUGAAAGUUAUUUGUCUUUUGGAUUUACUUACUUCGGGAAUAGAGAUGCACCUCAUGCUCAGUGUGUAUUAUGUAAGAAAAUUUUAUCGAAUAGCUCUUUAGCCCCUAGUAAGCUUCGAAGACAUUUGGAAACUAAGCAUGCUGCAUAUAAAGACAAAGACAUAAGCUUUUUCAAGCAACAUCUUGAUUCACCUGAAAAUAAUAAACCCCCAACACCUAAAAUUGUGAAUACAGAUAAUGAAAGUGCUACAGAAGCAUCAUACAAUGUAAGUUACCAUAUAGCAUUGAGUGGAGAGGCUCAUACUAUUGGAGAAUUGCUUAUCAAACCUUGUGCAAAAGAUGUAGUGAUGCGGAUGUUUGAUGAACAAUAUAGUAAAAAGAUAGAUGCAGUACAGCUAUCAAACAGUACUGUUGCACGUCGAAUUAAGGAUCUAGCUGCUGACAUUGAAGAAGAGCUUGUUUGUAGACUGAAAAUUUGUGAUGGGUUUUCACUGCAACUAGAUGAAUCAGCUGAUGUUUCAGGACUUGCUGUGCUGCUUGUGUUUGUUCGUUAUAGGUUUAAUAAGUCUAUUGAGGAAGACCUACUCCUGUGUGAAUCUUUGCAAAGUAAUGCUACCGGUGAAGAAAUAUUCAACUGUAUCAACAGUUUUAUGCAGAAACAUGAAAUUGAAUGGGAAAAAUGUGUUGAUGUUUGUAGUGAUGCUUCUAGGGCAAUGGAUGGGAAAAUUGCCGAGGCUGUCACCUUAAUAAAAUAUGUGGCUCCCGAAAGCACCAGUAGUCACUGCCUAUUAUAUAGACAUGCACUAGCAGUUAAAAUAAUGCCUACAUCUCUAAAAAAUGUGCUAGACCAGGCAGUACAAAUCAUCAAUUAUAUUAAAGCUCGACCACAUCAAUCCAGACUAUUAAAAAUUUUAUGUGAGGAAAUGGGUGCUCAGCACACAGCACUUCUUCUAAAUACAGAGGUGAGGUGGCUUUCUCGAGGUAAAGUUCUUGUAAGACUUUUUGAACUUCGUCGUGAACUUUUGGUUUUCAUGGAUUCUGCUUUUCGACUAUCUGAUUGUUUAACAAAUUCGUCUUGGCUGCUAAGACUUGCGUAUCUUGCAGAUAUUUUUACUAAAUUAAAUGAAGUUAAUUUGUCAAUGCAAGGAAAAAAUGUGACGGUUUUUACAGUAUUUGAUAAAAUGUCGUCAUUGUUAAGAAAGUUGGAAUUUUGGGCCUCAUCUGUAGAAGAAGAAAACUUUGAUUGUUUUCCCACACUCGGUGAUUUUUUGACUGAAAUUAAUUCUACAGUUGAUAAAGAUAUUUGCAGUGCCAUUGUGCAGCACCUAAGGGGUUUGCGCUCUACUCUGUUAAAAUACUUUCCUGUAACAAAUGACAAUAAUGCUUGGGUUAGAAAUCCAUUUACAGUUACUGUUAAACCAGUUUCAUUAGUAGCACGGGACUAUGAGAGCCUGAUUGAUUUAACAUCUGAUUCUCAAGUGAAACAGAAUUUCAGUGAACUUUCAUUAAAUGAUUUUUGGAGUAGCCUAAUUCAGGAAUACCCAAGCAUUGCAAGGCGUGCAGUGCGUGUACUUCUUCCUUUUGCUACAAUGCACCUGUGUGAAACGGGGUUUUCAUAUUACGCUGCAACAAAAACAAAAUAUAGGAAAAGACUUGAUGCUGCACCUCAUAUGCGAAUCCGACUUAGCAACAUUACACCUAAUAUUAAGCGGAUAUGUGAUAAAAAAACACAAAAACACUGUUCUCAUUAAAAUUGGAGGAGUUUGCAUGUCUCAUGAUAACCAAAUGUAAGAUGAAAAUAAAAGAUGAUUUACUUCA
This is a messenger RNA of Rhinopithecus roxellana (golden snub-nosed monkey), 2782 nucleotides long. RefSeq names its product zinc finger BED-type containing 5 (gene ZBED5). The transcript is spliced from 3 exons. NCBI's taxonomy places the organism in Eukaryota, Metazoa, Chordata, Mammalia, Primates, Cercopithecidae. The record is from RefSeq and is a predicted model, not a curated record. Bases 712 to 2715 code for a protein of 667 amino acids. Gene Ontology annotation, molecular function: DNA binding.